This is a messenger RNA of Sordaria macrospora k-hell, 606 nucleotides long. RefSeq lists its product as uncharacterized. The record is from RefSeq and is a predicted model, not a curated record. Lineage: Eukaryota; Fungi; Ascomycota; Sordariomycetes; Sordariales; Sordariaceae. Gene Ontology annotation, molecular function: proton-transporting ATPase activity, rotational mechanism. Gene Ontology annotation, cellular component: membrane; proton-transporting V-type ATPase, V0 domain. Gene Ontology annotation, biological process: proton transmembrane transport.
AUGAGCUUGACAUAUGGCGCCGGCGGGAUAGGAACGUCCCUGCUCGUUAUUGGAGCUUACAUGCUCUUUACCGGCAGCGGCGAGGCUUUCAAUGUCGGAGCUUUCCUCGAAUCGGUAUCACCAUAUGCCUGGGCGGAUCUGGGUAUCGCGCUUUGCAUAGGUCUUUCCGUGGUGGGCGCAGCAUGGGGCAUCUUCAUCACCGGCUCCUCUAUUCUCGGUGGAGGUGUCAAGGCGCCACGAAUCCGGACCAAGAACUUGAUCUCCAUCAUCUUCUGCGAAGUCGUCGCCAUCUACGGCGUCAUUAUGGCCAUCGUGUUCUCCGCCAAGCUCCAACCCGUCACUGGCGAACAAUACUACUCGGGCGACAGCUACUACACGGGAUUUGCGUUAUUCUGGGCCGGCCUUACUGUCGGCAUGUGCAACCUGGUGUGCGGUGUUGCCGUCGGUAUUAAUGGCAGUGGUGCUGCGUUGGCGGAUGCUGCUGACCCUACGCUCUUCGUCAAGAUCCUUGUCAUCGAAAUCUUCAGCUCCGUCUUGGGCCUUUUCGGCCUCAUUGUUGGCCUGCUUGUUUCCGGUAAGGCCCCGGAUUUCGGCAGCACACAGUAG